AUGAAAACCCUUGAAGAGGCUGAACUCUGCUUUCCACAGCUCCGCAACUCCUCCUGCAGGAAGACCAUGCGUCCUUACUCAGUAUCCAUGAUCCUUUACAUUAUUCUGUCCUGCAUCUCUCUGCUCACUGUGAUCCUCAACCUGCUGGUCAUCAUCUCCAUCUCACACUUCAAGCAGCUCCACACGCCCACCAACCUCCUCCUCCUGUCUCUGGCUGUGUCCGAUUGCUUUGUGGGCCUCCUCGUAGUCUUUCAGAUUCUGCUCUUAGACGGCUGCUGGUAUUUUGGUGAACUCACGUGUGUCCUAUAUUACAUUUUUGAUUAUGUGAUUACAUCUGCCUCGAUAGGAACCAUGGUGCUCAUUUCAAUCGACCGCUUUGUGGCCAUUUGUUAUCCUCUGCAUUAUCUCAGCAAAGCCACGCAGCAAAGAACAAAGAUCUGUGUUUCACUGUGUUGGAUGUGUGCUGCUCUCUGUCACUGUCUGAUACUGAAAGAUAACCUGAAACAGCCGGGCAGGUAUAGUUCCUGUGCUGGAGAGUGUGUGGUGGUUCUACAUCAUGUUGCUGGAUCUGUAGACCUUUUUCUGUCCUUCGUUGGCCCCGUCACUGUCAUUGUAGUCCUGUACGUGAGAGUAUUUGUGGUUGCCGUGUCUCAGGCUCGUGCGAUGCGCUCUGACGUUACAGCUUUCACUCUGCAGGGCUCAGUGAAUGCCACUGUUAAGAAAUCCGAGCUGAAAGCAGCCACGACUCUCGGCGUUGUUAUAGUCGUGUUUCUAAUAUGUCUGUGCCCAUAUUUUUGUGCUACACUAACGGGACAGGAUGUGUUGCUCAAUAGCUCAUCAAUGGCCUUUGUGAUUUGUCUGUUCUACUUCAACUCCCUUCUCAACCCCCUGAUCUACGGCCUUUUCUACCCCUGGUUCAGGAAAUCUAUCAAACUAAUCAUCACAUUUCAGAUACUGAGGUCUGGCUCCUGUGAUGCUCAAAUAAUGUAG
Molecule: messenger RNA, 990 nt
Organism: Stegastes partitus (bicolor damselfish)
Lineage: Eukaryota; Metazoa; Chordata; Actinopteri; Pomacentridae
Product: trace amine-associated receptor 13c-like
Exons: 2
Coding region: 1-990 (329 amino acids)
Biological process (GO): G protein-coupled receptor signaling pathway
Cellular component (GO): membrane
Molecular function (GO): trace-amine receptor activity
Source: RefSeq, a predicted model, not a curated record